Messenger RNA from Auxenochlorella protothecoides, 1173 nucleotides. RefSeq lists its product as hypothetical. The record is from RefSeq and is a predicted model, not a curated record. Gene Ontology annotation, molecular function: oxidoreductase activity. Bases 1 to 1173 code for a protein of 390 amino acids. Lineage: Eukaryota; Viridiplantae; Chlorophyta; Trebouxiophyceae; Chlorellales; Chlorellaceae. The transcript has 9 exons.
AUGCUGCAGAAGCCGUUUCGGCAGCUGCGCUUCCAGGGGCACGUCCAGCGCGAGCGGGCCAUCCAACAGCUCGCCGAGCACUUCAGGGUCCCUCCCGGUACGGUCGACGUCGUCAGAGUGGGCAACUGGAGGGGGGUGGUGCCUCUGAAGCCUGUUAGCGGGCCUGCCGUCUGGUACGCCGACGAGCUGAUUCACCGCCCAGAAGAAUGGAGGUUCCAGUUGAACGAGGAGCACAUUGCGGAGCUGGAGGCUGCCGUUGACGCUGCGAUCGAGUCCGGACAGAUCCUCGAGGGCCUGAGUUUGGACAACGUGUCCCUGCCGACUCUGGGCCCCAUCCUGACGGGCUUCCGGGUUGAGGCGGUCCACGGUCGUGGGUUCCAGCUGAUUUCAGGCCUUCCCGUCGGGCGCUGGAGUCGGGAGCAGACAGUCGCCGCCUACUGGAUCAUAGGCCUGCACUGGGGCAAAGCGGUCUCCAACAACCACAAGGGGCAUCUUGUGGGCCACAUCAAGGACAUCGGACACGACCCUGCAAGCCCCAGCACCAGACUCUACGCCACAAGUGUGGCGCAGCCCUUCCACAACGACGCGGCCGACCUUGUCGUGCACAACGAGUUCCUCAAGCUGCGCCCUGACCUGGGACCCGUCAUGACUGAGAACUGGUACUUUGACAGGAAGGGCGAGGUCCCAGCCGGGAAGCAGCCCUUCUUCGCCAUCCCCGCCUUCAACUACUUCCUGGAGCUGCUCAUGUUCAACAUCUCCAUUCUGUACCACGCUGCACAGGGCAACCUCACCGUGAACUGGUCGUCGAACUACUACCUGCUGAGCCAGCGCCAUGAGGCAGUCCCUCGUCUGACCCCUGCCCACCUCGAGGCCAUCAAAUUGUUUGACGAGCUGGCAGCCUCCCCACGCCACUCCAUCCGCUACCAGCUGCAGCCAGGUGACAUCCAGCUGCUCUCCAACCACACGGUUCUGCAUGCCCGGUCAGCGUUUGUUGAUGACGCCGAGGACCCGAACCUGCGCCGCCACCUGCUGAGGCUGUGGCUGGCGCCUCCUGAUGAGUUCCCACUGCCAGAGGCGUAUGCGGACAUCCUGGGGGGGUCGGUGGAGGUGGGCAAGCGCGGAGGAAUUGUGGUGAGCGGCACCAGGCUCAACAUCCCCCUCGAGGCAGAGUGA